AUGGAGAGCGGGGACGCAGCCCAGGGCGCGGAAGUUGAUUUUUACCUUCCCCCCCUCCGCCCCUUCCUGGCCAUCCUGGUGGCUUCCAGCCCCGGGGACGUGAAAGCCAGGGAGGCAUGGGGACACCAUCGGCGCUCCUGGCGGGGCCAGCACGUCCUGACGCCGUUCCUGCUGGGGCGGCGCGCGCACAGCGAGGACACGGCGGCGCUGCAGGACGAGAGCAUCCUCCACGGGGACACCAUCCGCCAGGACUUCGUGGGCACGUGCGACAACCUCACCCUGAACACCAUCAUGGCCUUCCAGUGGGUUGUCUCGUUCUGUUCCAGUGCCAGGUUCUUGAUGAGGACCGACACCAAUGUCUUCAUCAACGCUCCCAACCUGGUGCAGCUCCCGCUGCAGCUGAACUCCUCGGAGAACGUUUUCACCGCGUGCCCCCUCAUCGAUAACUCUGCCUACCGAGGCUUCGACAGGGAAAGGUUCAUCUCCUACCAGGAGUAUCCCUUCCACCACUGCAGCGGCCUGGGGUACGUCCUGGAUGGAAAACUGGCCCUGAGGACUUACGAGUUGAUGGGCCACGUGAAACCCCUGAAAUUUGAGGAUGUUUAUGUGGGGAUUUGCUUGAAUAUACUCAAGGUCAACAUCACUCUUCCAUGAAAUGCAGAACAAUUCUUUCUCUAUAAAAUCAACUUUGAUAUCUGUAAGUACAGACAUUUGAUUGCAGUUCGUGGCCUUACAUCAAGUGAACUGAUCCAGUUUUGGCAGGAUUUGUCAUCCAGCACCUCAAAACCUUGCCUUUGAUUGUGGAUUUAUUUAGAAUCUUCAGUUUGCUGUAAGAGUGGCCUCUAGAAUGACUCUGAUUGC
Melozone crissalis (California towhee) is the source of this 861-nucleotide messenger RNA. It is a transcript of the gene B3GALNT1, whose product is annotated as beta-1,3-N-acetylgalactosaminyltransferase 1 (globoside blood group). The record is from RefSeq and is a predicted model, not a curated record. Gene Ontology annotation, cellular component: membrane. Gene Ontology annotation, molecular function: N-acetyl-beta-D-glucosaminide beta-(1,3)-galactosyltransferase activity. Lineage: Eukaryota; Metazoa; Chordata; Aves; Passeriformes; Passerellidae.